Messenger RNA from Symbiodinium sp. CCMP2592, 1134 nucleotides. NCBI's taxonomy places the organism in Eukaryota, Dinophyceae, Suessiales, Symbiodiniaceae. The record is from the annotation of a GenBank genome assembly.
AUGGCAGCAGGUGAGGUUCAAAAGCAUUUGCAUUAUUUGGACGCUUUCCUCGCCCAGGGGUUUCAGACCCUGCAGCAUUUGGAUAAACUGCGGGUGCAGCUACAAGGAACAGAGACUACCGGAUUGGUCGGUCUUGGGCCAGAAAAGGCAGGCAGGCUAUUGGCAGCAUGUGUAGCUGAGACAUCCCUAUUGAGUGCCCUGUACUGGGUCGUUUGUGCUUCCUCGCUGCUUGGCCGUGACAUGCGAAGUCCUGAAAACCAUGACUCCCUGGAACAAAUCCUCAGUCUGAUUCGCUCAUGCCGGAGGGGUGGCAGUUUCGCCCCACAUCCGCACCACGAGCCAGAUUUACUCUCCACCGUCAGUGCAGUGCAGCUCGCAGUGAUCUGCCGGAGACCAGAGAUCUUGGAAGAUGGUGCUGAUGCCACACGCAGUUACAUUCUUUCUCUGCAGCUGCCAGAUGGAUCGUUUACUUCUCGAAUCGGGUCUGCAGAGGAAGGAGACUGUCGCUUUGUUUUCGCGGCUCUAUGUGGCCUUUCCCUGCUGCCACGUCUGUGCACACAGAAGGGAGGCAUGCUCGAAGAAGUCCUCGAUGUAACGAUGGUAGCUGAGUGGCUGCUGAGCUGCCAAAAUCUCGAUGGGGGUUUUGGCUGCAGGCCCAACGGCGACUGCGAGUCGCACGCGGGUCAUACCUUCUGCUGCCUGGCAGGACUUACACUGUUGCAGAAAGCCUCCAGAGUAACACAUCGGAGCAGGCGACGGUUAAUCCGAUGGCUCGGUAGUCGUCAGUGUGCCGGAGGCGGCUUAAAUGGAAGGCCGGGGAAGCCACCGGAUGCGUGUUACACGUGGUGGACCCUGGCAAGUGCCAAGUUGAUACUGGCCGCAGAAGGCAGCAUGCCUGCCACAACUCUUCCUGAUUUGUUCGAUCUUCCGGCUUUGCAAAACUUCUUGCAGCAGUGUGCAAGCAGUGCUGGGGGAGUGGCCCCCCAUCCUGGUGAUGACCCGGAUCCUUUUCACACGUUCUUCGGAUUAUCAGGUUGGUCUCUGGCUGCCCACGCACAAGCAGAUACGGCCACAACCUGGCUGCAGGAAAUGCAUUCUGCCCUCGUGUUGCCCUUGGGCUUGACGAGCGGUUAG